Molecule: messenger RNA, 16042 nt
Organism: Lingula anatina
Lineage: Eukaryota; Metazoa; Brachiopoda; Lingulata; Lingulida; Lingulidae
Source: RefSeq, a predicted model, not a curated record
AGAAUCGCUUUUUUAAAGACCAGAACAGACUCAAUAUUUUGAUAAAGAAGUGAGCAGUUUACACAACAAAGGACUGCCCUGGAAUUGGAACCACCAGAAAAUUGUUUAUUGUGUCGCUGCUGUCAUUUAAAAGUUGGUGCUAGAUACACCCGUCAGACAGGAGGUAAAGUACACAGGUGUGGUAGCUCACACGACAAGUUGUGAGUCAGUAGGAAAUUAACUUCGGUUAUUGUAUUUUAUAACAGAAAUAGCGAAAGCUAGGCUCUACCCGGACACACCCUCAUUUCGUUUUCGCACCACCGGAUUAAGGCUCCUAUGACAAUCCAUAUAGGUCACGCACUCGAUUUGACUACGCACCGCGCCCUGGGCUUGUCCACAGAUACAUUGUAGCAAGGAUACCUUUGAUUAACAGGUGUCCCACAUGGAUUAAUCCUCAUGGAAUCGGGAGUCUAGACAUUACAAAAGGAUACAAGAUGACACUGAAGGAGAUGGACAAGCUAUUUCUCUCAGCUAUUUUGCUGAGUUUUAUCAUGGCAGGUGUGUCGGGCAUACCAGACAGCGCUGGGACUGAUUUCAUGGUGAUGUUCACUGAAAACAGAGUUGAUGAUCAACCCUUCCCAUACAAUACACCCAACAUGACAUUAUAUAUAACCCCACUCGACGGAAGCAAGGCCGUAACAUUCAGCGUUUAUUACAUACGUCAAAAUGUUUUGGUAAACGUCACACGGACGAUACCGGCAGGACCGAAUACAGCCGCGUCCGUGUUGCUACCCACAGACUUAGAGGUGAGGACCAGCGGAGUGAUAUCAAACCGCGGGGUCCGUGUGGUGGCUUCCGAAAAGAUUGGUCUUUCUGCUAUCAACAGGGAAGGCUAUUCUGCCGACGGUUUUACAGCAAUUCCCGUUUCAAAACUAGGCAAGCGGCACUAUUCUGUCUCUUACGCCCCACCCCUUGUCUCAACACAGAUGGGUUUGGUCGCUGUGGAGUAUGACACGAACGUGACCAUCACUGUCGCUAGAGAUGCCAAAUUGACUUUUAAUAGCAUCUCAUAUUCGGGCGGGCAGACGUUCAGUUUUACACUGAACGCCUUUCAAACCGUCCUGUUGGAUGAUGAGGUUACCCCGAUUUCUGACUUGUCUGGAACGCUCAUCGUUUCCUCCAAGCCAAUUGGCGUUUUUAGCGGAAAUAAAAGGACUAACGUUGGCGACGGAACAGUUUCGCGCGACCAUUUGGUAGAGCAACUGCCUUCUGUAGAAUACUGGGGGACUGAAUUCAUCACAGUAGCAACGCCCAACCGCACCAGUGGAGAUAUCGUUAAAUUUGUCGUCAGUGAACCCAACACAAACAUAACAAUCUACGAAAAUUCAACUUCCAGAAGCAUAAUUUUAGCAAAUGCUGGUGAUGCACGAGAAGUUAUUCUCAGUUCUGGCAUACAUGCGGAUACAAUGAUCAUUUCGGACAAACCCAUAAUGGUUGCCCAGAUUGUUCAUAGCCACAUUGGUAGCAACCCUAUGUCCGAGCUGGGGGAUCCGGCCCUUACCAUUCUCCCUCCCCUUUCUCAAUACACCAACGCCUACACCUACGUCGUCCCUCGACUGACCGACCCGGCAGAUUUAGCCGAACCCAACAAGGCACCUUACUUUUACUUUUUGAUUAUCACCAUCGAGGACCAAUACAAAGAUGGUCUGCGGCUGAAUGGUAGUGUUAUUCCCGGACUUUUGUGGCACUCUGUACCUGCCGUCCCAGGGAAGCCCAGCAUGGUGGCCGUGUCCUUUGAAAUUCAACAGAACGACAUGAGAUAUACACUAACGAAUGUCAACCCGACCGCUAUGUUCAGUGUCCUUCUGUACGGGGCUGGGGACAGGGAGAGUUACGAGUACACCCUAGGAUUUAACCUUAAUGUGCUGAACCCGCCUGCUCCAGAGGUGUGCAGUAGUCAAGCAGUUGAUCGCCAAUGCAUUAUCAGUGGCAAUAACUUUUGUCAAGGCACACCCUUUGACAAUCAGGGUUAUGGUUUUGUGCUGAUGUUCAAUGAGCACUACACUCGGGUGGGAAACCCAUACAAUCCUUUCCUGGUCAUUACUAAUGCUGAAACAGAAAAUGUACAGGUGAAUGUGACAACUCCACGCUGGAGCAGCCCAAGUGUAAAUGAGCAAUUCACGUUGGCCACUGGUCAGUAUCGUACCGUGAGUAUUCCACAAGAGCUCCGCAUGCAGCAGUCAAAUCUCUCCACCAAGGCCAUCUUGGUCCAGUCAAGCGGGGAGGUAGUUGUCCAGGGUGUGAAUUCUGAAGAACGCUCUACAGGCAUGUUUCUUGCUCUUCCAAUUGAUGCCGUUGGCAGUGAGUAUUAUGCAGUGUGUUACAGCCCUGCUUUCCUUCAUUGCCAGUUUGGUAUUGCUGCAAUACAGGAUGGAACAGAGGUCUCGAUAUCUUUACCUUCUCCACUUCCUUCCGGUCAAAUUGUGCAGGUGACUUUUCAGGGCACAACAUACUAUAGUGGACAAACAAUCCGCCUGACCCUCAGUGCCUAUGACACUGUUCAAAUACAGGCUGCUCAUGACCUGACUGGCUCUCAUGUCGUAACCAACAAACCUGUGAGCUUCUUCAGUGGGAACAGGCAUACAAACAUAGACCAAGGGCUAGGUGGACAAACAAAAGAUCACACUGUAGAAAUGCUCCCACCAGUAUCUGCCUGGGGUAAAGAGUUCAUCACUUUCCAAAUUCCAGACAGGACAGUAUUUAAUCCGGGGGACAAUUUCAGAGCUGUGGUUCCCAGAUUCAGUCAAACACCACAACUAAACCUGACAAUGGGCUCCAACAACAUAUACCCAGCAGUGCCCAAUGGGUUUUCAUAUGCCCAGUUCCUGGUUGGCCAAGGAAGCCAAAACACUUAUGCCUACCUGUCAUCAAACACUCCAGUAAUGUUGGCUGAAUUUAUUGUCAGUAUGAUAGCUACCAAUGAGCUAGCGGAUCCUUCUAUGAUCUAUCUGCCACCUAUUUCAUUGUACAGGAAUGAAUACACAUUCACUGCCCUGGAGAGAUCUCUCAGCACAAACAAGGUUUUUGUCAACACAAUUAUUAUUGUCAGUCCUUUGUCGGGUCGUGGUGACAUAACAUUGGACGGGAAUGCCUUACCAGCAAUAACAUGGACAAAUGUUGAUGCAGGGGGUGUCAUGUACAGUGCGGGCUUCUUUACCAUCAGUGCCGGCUUUCACAAACUGAGUCAUCCCAAAGUGAACCAUUAUUUUGGAGCAGUGCUGUAUGGAAAUGUUCUGAAUGAUACAGUAGCCCCAGAAUCCUAUGCAACUGCUAUUGGCAUGAGGCUGUCCAGGGUUAAUGAACCUUGUGGAUGCAAUGUCACUGCAACAGCCCAGUUCCAAGCGGAUGGCAUAGACAAUGAUUGUGAUGGGCGGGUUGAUGAGGAAGACUGCAGUAAUGCAAAUACAGAUGAAGAUGGUGAUGGAAAACAGAAUGAGGAUUGUGCCACACCCACAAAAGUGGAUGGCCAGUGGUCUCAGUGGUCAAACUGGGGCACCUGCUCAGUGACCUGUGGGGGUGGCAGCAGGAGUAGGACUAGGUCCUGUAGUGAUCCAGCCCCAGCAUUUGGUGGCAGCCCAUGUCCAGGAUCACCUCCAGACACACAGACUGAUACAGAAUCCUGCAAUAGUAAUGCCUGUCCAGUGAAUGGGAACUGGGGAGCGUGGCAAGCAUGGAGUGCUUGCAGUGUUACCUGUGGAUCUGGCACCAGGUCGCGCGGUCGCAGUUGUGAUAGUCCUCCACCACAAAAUGGUGGUAGUUCUUGUGUAGGCAGCCCCACAGAGAAUGAGAAUUGCAACGUUACAUGUGCAAUUGAUGGAAAUUGGUCUGAGUGGGGCCAAUGGUCAUCUUGCUCUAAGACAUGUGGUAGAGGAAAAAGUACAAGAACACGCACUUGUACAAACCCACCUCCAUCUGGUGGGGGUGCCAGCUGCAUUGGAGCAGACGUGGCAGAACGUGAAUGCAAUAUAUUUGACUGUCCAGUUAAUGGCAAUUGGGCUCCCUGGUCUGCCUGGUCUGACUGUUCUCAGACUUGUGGGACAGGAAAUAGACUGAGAACCAGGACUUGCACUAACCCACCACCUUCCAACAAUGGGCAAACAUGCCCUGGAGACAAUUUAGAAAGCCAGAAUUGUAUACUCCGAACCUGUCCAGUUGAUGGAAACUGGGGAGGUUGGACACCAUGGAGUAACUGUAGCAGGACAUGUGGGGGAGGCGUAAGGUUCAAAUCACGUGAGUGUAAUAACCCUCCGCCUUCCAACGGUGGGGUGUCCUGUCCUGGAUCCAGUAAUCUGACAGAGACGUGCAACCCACAGGGCUGCCCUGUCAAUGGUGGGUUAUCAAAUUGGAGUUCAUGGGGCACCUGUAAUGUCACCUGUGGUGGAGGCUCCCAGUCAAGAACCAGGACAUGUACCAAUCCAGUACCACAAAAUGGAGGUGCUGAUUGUGUGGGAAUCAGACUGGAGCUACAACAGUGUAAUACUCAGGGUUGUCCAGUGAAUGGAGGCUACAGUCAGUGGAGCAGUUGGGGUACUUGUUCUUCUACAUGUGGAGGUGGCUCUCAGACAAGAACAAGAACUUGCACAAACCCUACUCCAGCUUUUAAUGGCAAUGACUGUUCUGGUCUUGGACCUAACUCAGAAACACAGCAGUGCAACACACAGGGAUGUCCAGUUAAUGGAGGAUUAACGACUUGGAGUUCAUGGGCCACCUGUAAUGUCACCUGUGGUGGAGGCUCCCAGUCAAGAACCAGGACAUGUACCAAUCCAGUACCACAAAACGGAGGUGCUGAUUGUGUGGGAGACAGACUGGAGUUACAACAGUGUAAUACCCAGGGUUGUCCAGUGAAUGGCAACUACACCGAAUGGAGCAAUUGGAGUGCCUGCAGUAGAACAUGUGGAAAUGGCCAACAAACUAGAAAUAGGAGUUGUACAAACCCAGCUCCUGCAAAUGGUGGAGAUGAUUGCUCCACUAUUGGAGCUUUUGAGGAACUAAGACAGUGUAUUCUACAGAACUGCCCUGUUGAUGGUGGCUAUUCAGACUGGAGUCUUUGGAGUACCUGUACAGUCACAUGUGGUGGUGGUCAGCAGACCAGGAAGAGGACAUGUACCAAUCCAGCUCCUCAGUUUGGAGGUGCCUUUUGCUCUGGACCCACAUCAGAAUCUCAGACAUGUAACAGUCAGCAAUGUCCAGUAAAUGGUGGAUAUAGCAGUUGGAGCAGCUGGAGUGCUUGCAUAGGUGGUACCCAGCAGAGGAGCAGGACCUGCACAAACCCCUCACCUGCCUUUGGAGGCAAUGACUGUGCCCUUUUGGGAUCCACAACAGAGAUACAGCAGUGCACUUUGGUAACAUGUCCAGCUCCUCACACUGCAGGUACAGACUUCACAGUGAUGUUCAUAGAGAACUAUGUUAAUGAUCUGUAUGAUCCUUACAUGACAGCCAAAAUGACAUUGUAUGUCACACAGGCAGACAACAGCAAAGCACUGACUUUCACUGUUUAUUAUUUUGAAUCAUUCCUUCUGAAAAACCUGACAUAUGUAAUUCCUGCUGGAGCCAAAGAGUCAACACCUGUCGAACUGCCCAGUGUAUUGGAGAUACAGUCAAGUGGUCUUGUCUUGAAUCGAGGUGUACGUGUGCUGACCUCUGAACCAGUUUUCCUGACUGCAACAAAUAGAGAAGGGUUUUCUGCAGAUGGUUUUGUGGCAAUACCCACAAAGUACCUUGGUGAACAGUACUAUACUGUGGCCUAUGCACCCCCAACUUACGCUACACAACUGGGUGUGGCUGCUGUAGAAGAUGGAACCGUCGUCCAGGUCACUGUUGCCAGAGCUGCCAAUACCACAUACAAUGGGGUCUCCUAUCAGGGUGGGCAGACAUUUAGCCUGACUUUGAAUGCAUUCCAAACCAUUCAGCUAGAAUCCAUAUUGGAUCUGACAGGAACAUAUAUUAAUUCUAGCAAACCUGUGGCAGUUUUCAGUGGGAAUAAGAGAACCAUUGUUGGGAAUGACACUGCUUCCAGAGAUCACCUGGUGGAGCAGUUGCCUCCAAUACAGUAUUGGGGUACAGAGUUUGUCACAGUGCCGACUCCCAAUCGUACAAGUGGUGAUGUAUUUAAAGUGGUUGCCAGCAAGCCUGACACAAACAUUACCAUAACUGUGGCCAGUGGACAAAUGAAAUACUACUUACGCCAUGCUGGUGAUCAUGUUCAAACCAUCCUUGGAUCUGGUUCUCAUUCCCAUUCUAUGAUAACUGCAGAUCAACCAGUAAUGUUAUCACAUUUUAUUCACAGCCACACUGGCAAUGAUCCAUCCAAAGAACUAGGUGAUCCAUCACUCUUAAUCCUGCCCCCAGUAGCUCAGUAUGGCAAUGGCUUUUCUUUUGUAACACCACCAUUCCAUAACAUGUCUGAUCCCAAUGAUCCCAACCAACGGCCAUACAGCUAUUUCUUGAGUAUUACCGUUGAAGACCAGUAUAAAGAUGGCAUGAGGAUUGAUGGUAAUGUUAUUUCUGGAGUCACUUGGCACCCAGUUCCAUCUGUACCAGGAAAACCUGACAUGGUUGCUACAAGCUUUGAGAUUGCUCAGACCAGUCAAAGACAUGUUUUAUACAAUGAAAACUGCAAUGUAUCAUUCUUACCACUUCUGUAUGGGGCAGGAGACAGGGAGAGCUAUGGCUUUGCACUGGGGAUGAAUCUCAACAUUUUAAAUCCACUGCCAUCUGAUGCGUGCACCCCGCAGACUCAAGAUCAAACCUGUCUUGUCAAUAAUGUGAACUUUUGUCAAGGUUACCCUCUGGAUAGCCAGGGUACAGGCUUUGUGCUGAUGUUUAAUGAGCACCAAACCAACAUGGGACCAAGUCAGUAUGAUCCAGCCAUUUAUGCAACUAAUCUUGAAAAUUAUGACAUUCAGCUUAAUGUUAUGUCCCCAAGAUGGAGCAGUCCUGCAACCUCCCAACAGUUUGUAUUAGCACCAGGAGAGAGUCGAAAAGUAACAAUCCCUAAAGAACUGAGAAUGAAUGGAACUUCCAAGUCAACUAAGGCCAUCUAUGUUAGAGCUACUGAUGAAGUUAGUCUCCAGGGUGUGAACACAGAGCAGCAGUCUACAGGCAUGUUCCUGGCUCUUCCCAUUGAUGCUGUUGGUAGUGAGUACUAUGCUGUGUGCUAUAGUCCUGCCACAGACUGUCAGUUUGGAAUUGCUGCUAUUCACAAUGGAACACAAGUCACCAUUACUUUGCCAUUAUCAGUUUCUGGACACUUUGUUGAAGUCGUUUUGGAUGGAAGAACAUAUUACGGUGGACAGACUAUUUCUUUGGACCUCAAUGCAUAUGACACAGUUCAGAUUCAGGCUGCUAAUGAUUUGACAGGAUCACGUGUGGUUGGAUCAAAACCUUUCAGUUUCUUCAGUGGUAACAGGGAUACCAUUAUAGACCAGGGCACCAAUUCUAAGGUUAAAGACCAUGUCACUGAAAUGUUGCCACCUGUAUCAACAUGGGGCAAAGACUUCUUCACCUUCCAGACUCCCCUCAGCUCUAGCGCAGGAGAUGUCUUCAGGGCUGUCACAUCUUCUCAAAUGACAAAGAUUUCAAGAGUCUUAGGAUCUUCAAUGUCAGUGAUGACCACGAUUCCACACAACAUUCACUUUGAUCAGUUCGUCCUCGGAAAUGCCAACCUAAGUGCAUACGCCCAUGUUACAUCAGACCUUCCUGUGAUGCUGACAGAGUUUGUACAGAGUAUGGAUUACAGUGGAAACCAGGCAUCUGCACCAGCCAUGUUGAACCUGCCACCCAUGUCCCAAUACAGGAACGAAUAUGCCUUUUAUGCUCUGAAUACUUCCGUCAGCACUAACAGGUCAUUUGAUAACUACAUUGUCCUCAUUAGUCCAGUGGCCAACCGCGAUAAUAUCACAUUUGAUGGCUCCCCAUUGCCUACAAUGCAGUGGACACUGGUCACUGCUAGAGGCAGGAAUUAUAGUGCUGGGUUCUUUAGGAUUCAAGCAGGGCAUCAUAUUCUGAAACAUCCUGUUAACAAUCAUUAUUUUGGUGCAAUACUUUAUGGUACUGCUGUGAAUGAGUCAUACUCCAUACCACUUGGGAUGAGAUUAUCAAGGAUAAAUCAACCAUGUGGGUGUUCCCUGUCUGCUACCACUGUCAGCCGUGCUGAUGGCAUUGACAAUGACUGUGAUGGUCUGGUGGAUGAAGAAAACUGUCAAGAUACAAACCUGGAUGAAGAUGGUGAUGGCCGCCAGAAUGAAGAUUGUGCUGCACCUAUCAAAGUUGAUGGGCAAUGGUCAGCAUGGUCCUCAUGGUCAGCAUGUCCAGUGACAUGUGGCACUGGUCAACAGACCAGGACAAGAACCUGUUCUGAUCCAGCUCCAGCAUUUGGAGGCAGUCGCUGUGCAGGUUCUCUGUUCAGUACACAGACAGAGAGCCAGACAUGUGGAGACACCAGCUGCCCAGUUGAUGGAGGCUACAGUCAGUGGAGCAGCUGGAGCACCUGUACUGUCACAUGUGAAGGUGGUACUCAGGAAAGGACCAGAUCUUGUACAAAUCCUGCUCCUGCUAAUAAUGGCAGUGAUUGCUCUGGUCUGGGACCUGCCACAGAAACCCAGCAAUGCAACACACAGGGAUGUCCAGUCAAUGGUGGGUUAACAAACUGGAGUUCAUGGGGCACCUGUAAUGUCACCUGUGGUGGAGGGUCCCAGUCAAGAACCAGAACAUGUACCAAUCCAGUACCACAAAAUGGAGGUGCUGAUUGUGUGGGAGACAGACUGGAGUUACAACAGUGUAAUACUCAGAAUUGUCCAGUGGAUGGUCAGUGGGGUCAGUGGUCGGCCUGGGGAACUUGUUCAGUUUCCUGUGGAGGUGGAGGUCAGCAGACAAGGUCAAGGUCCUGCAAUGACCCUGCACCUGCCUUUGGAGGCAACAACUGUCCAGGAGCUCCCCCAGAUACUCAAACUGAAUCUCAACAGUGCGGCAGCAUUUCCUGUAUAGUCAAUGGAGGAUUCACAAACUGGAGUUCAUGGGGCACCUGUAAUGUCACCUGUGGUGGAGGGUCCCAGUCAAGAACCAGGACAUGUACCAAUCCAGUACCACAAAAUGGAGGUGCUGAUUGUGUGGGAGAUAGACUGGAGUUGCAACAGUGUAAUACUCAGGGUUGUCCAGUGGAUGGAGGCUACAGUCAGUGGAGCAGUUGGGGCACUUGUUCUUCUACAUGUGGAGGUGGCUCUCAAACAAGAACCAGAACUUGCACAAACCCUACUCCAGCUUUUAAUGGCAAUGACUGUUCUGGUCUUGGACCUAGCUCAGAAACACAGCAGUGCAACACACAGGGAUGUCCAGUUGAUGGUGGGUUAACAAACUGGAGUUCAUGGGGCACCUGUAAUGUCACCUGUGGUGGAGGGUCCCAGUCAAGAACCAGGACAUGUACCAAUCCAGUACCACAAAAUGGAGGUGCUGAUUGUGUGGGAGAUAGACUGGAGUUGCAACAGUGUAAUACUCAGGGUUGUCCAGUGGAUGGAGGCUACAGUCAGUGGAGCAGUUGGGGCACUUGUUCUUCUACAUGUGGAGGUGGCUCUCAGACAAGAACAAGAACUUGCACAAACCCUACUCCAGCUUUUAAUGGCAAUGACUGUUCUGGUCUUGGCCCUAACUCAGAAACACAGCAGUGCAACACACAGGGAUGUCCAGUUGAUGGUGGGUUAACAAAUUGGAGUUCAUGGGGCUCUUGUAAUGCCACGUGUGGUAGAGGCUCCCAGUCAAGAACCAGGACAUGUACCAAUCCAGUACCACAAAAUGGAGGUGCUGAUUGUGUGGGAGACAGACUGGAGUUACAGCUGUGUAAUACUCAGAAUUGUCCAGUGGAUGGUCAAUGGGGUCAGUGGUCAGCAUGGGGAACUUGUUCAGUCUCUUGUGGAGGUGGAGGUCAGCAGACAAGGUCAAGGUCCUGCAAUGACCCUGCACCUGCCUUUGGAGGCAACAGCUGUCCAGGAGUUCCCCCAGAUACUCAGACUGAAUCUCAAGAGUGUGGCAACAAUCCCUGUAUAGUCAAUGGUGGGUUAACAAAUUGGAGUUCAUGGAGCACCUGUAAUGUCACCUGUGGUGGAGGCUUCCAGUCAAGAACCAGAACAUGUACUAAUCCAGUACCACAAAAUGGAGGUGCUGAUUGUGUGGGAGACAGACUGCAGUUACAACAGUGUAAUACUCAGGGUUGUCCAGUGGAUGGAGGCUACAGUCAGUGGAGCAGUUGGGGCACUUGUUCUUCUACAUGUGGAGGUGGCUCUCAAACAAGAACCAGAACUUGCACAAACCCUACUCCAGCUUUUAAUGGCAAUGACUGUUCUGGUCUUGGACCUAGCUCAGAAACACAGCAGUGCAACACACAGGGAUGUCCAGUUGAUGGAGGAUUAACAAAUUGGAGUUCAUGGGGCUCUUGUAAUGCCACCUGUGGUGGAGGCUCCCAGUCAAGAACCAGGACAUGUACCAAUCCAGUACCACAAAAUGGAGGUGCUGAUUGUGUGGGAGACAGACUUGAGUUACAACAGUGUAGUACUCAGGGUUGUCCAGUGGAUGGGAAUUGGGCAGAUUUCACCCCCUGGUCAUCAUGUUCUGUGUCCUGUGGAGGAGGGGUACAGACCAGGAACAGAACAUGUACCAACCCAGCACCUGCCAACAGUGGCGCCACCUGCCCAGGUGAUGCCUCCGAGUCUCAGCAGUGCAAUAUAAACCCGUGUCCAAUUGAUGGUGGCUUCACUGAAUGGUCUGCCUGGGGAACAUGUGAUAGAACAUGUGGUGGUGGCACACACAGUCGCAAUCGCUCCUGCACCAACCCUGCCCCUCAGUUUGGUGGGCAAAACUGCACGGGGAUUGAAGAAGAAAGCAAGGCAUGCAAUACCAACCCUUGUCCAGUUGAUGGUAAUUGGGCCCCGUGGGGGAUGUGGACUACCUGCAAUGUCACGUGUGGAGGCGGCAUGCGUGUCAGGUACAGAAACUGUUCCAACCCUGAGCCACAACAUGGUGGACAACCUUGUCCUGGCAGUGGUACAGAGACAGAUGUGUGUAACUCUCAGCCUUGUCCAAUUGAUGGUGGUUACACAGACUGGACCACAUGGACUUCCUGCAGCACUACUUGUGGACCUGGAACACAGGAACGCACACGCACAUGCACAAACCCAACCCCAGCAUUUGGUGGGAGUGAUUGUCAAGCUCUUGGGAGUGCUUCAGAUAAUAAAACAUGUAACUUAGUCGGUUGCCCUGUUGAUGGUAACUGGUCACCAUGGGGUUCUUGGGGUUCAUGUAGCAGGACAUGUACCCUUGGCAAUCUGAAAGGCAUCCAAACUCGUCCUAGGACCUGCACAAAUCCUGCUCCUCAAAAUGGUGGAGCCACCUGUCCCGGCACAGAUACAGCACAAAGGUUCUGCAACACAGCUGAUUGCCCUGUUGAUGGCCAGUGGUCUGAUUGGACAGACUGGGGGAACUGCAAUGCCACCUGUGGAGGGGGCACCCAGAGGAGGGUGCGUUCCUGUAGUCAGCCACAGUUUGGAGGAGUUCAGUGUGUUGGAGCACCUCCAUUUGACCAGGAGGAAUACCAGAGCUGCAACAACCAACCCUGCCCAGUGGAUGGUAACUGGACGCCAUGGGGUGCAUGGUCCACAUGUCCAGUUACGUGUGGGGGAGGAACACAACAACGACAGAGGACAUGCGCCAACCCUACACCUCUCUUUGGUGGUGCCUCUUGCCCUGGUGCCAGCAGCGAGACACAAAACUGUUCUACUGCUUUAUGUCCAGUGGAUGGUGGGUGGUCUUCAUGGACGGAUUGGGGUGCAUGCACAAAGUCUUGUGGGUCUGGUGAACGGUUCCGUUAUCGUUACUGCGACAGCCCAUCACCACAGAAUGGUGGAGCUCUUUGUGCUGGGGCAGCAACUAAUACACAGACUGAAUCUGAAAGCUGCCAGACUCAACCAUGCCCAAUUGAUGGCAACUGGGGAUCAUGGGGCAAUUGGAGCUUGUGUGAUGCCACCUGUGGUGGAGGCAAUCGCAUCAGGACUCGCUCCUGUGACAACCCGGCACCCGAUAAUAAUGGAACAUUCUGCAUUGGAUCUGCAACAGAGAAUGAAUCCUGUAAUAAUGCCUCAUGCCCAGUUGAUGGACAAUGGUCCACAUGGACACCUUGGUCAGCAUGCCCUGUGACCUGUGCAGGUUCACAACAAACUAGGUCACGGUCAUGCACAGCUCCUGAGCCAGCAUUUGGAGGUUCUCCGUGUCCAGGGGGACAGUACAAUGAGACUGAGACCAGAAACUGUAAUACAAGUCCAUGUCCAAUAAAUGGACAAUGGAGUAACUGGGGCUCAUGGUCAGACUGCAGCACUACAUGUGGUCCAGGCGUCAGGACAAAGACACGCCAGUGCAACAAUCCAGCACCACAGUUUGGAGGACAAAGUUGUCCUGGUUCUGGUACAGGGACCGAAGAAUGCAAUGUGCGGCCAUGUCCAGAGGCUCCUGAUACCAAGGGAUCACACUUUGUCCUGCUGUUCUUAGCUAACAAGAUUGUGGGAGGAGUAGACAUUGCACCAGAGAUCCUCCUCAUUAAUCCAUACUCUGUACCAGUUCAGGCCACCAUAACAACUCCAGGAGCCACAGUAGGCCAACAGCCUUAUUAUAUAAAUCAGAAUGUCAACCUGGCACCUAAGUCAACACAGAUUGUACAGGUUCCCAAAUCCAUACGUCUGUCAGGAACCGAAACUGCUCCAAAAGGCAUUCUGGUCACAGCUAGCCAGGAGAUAGUUGUCAUGGGGAUCAACAAGGAGCCAGACUCCACUGAUGUGUACACUGGAGUGCCAGAUGAUGCCAUGGGGAAGAGUUUCCGUGCUGUUUGUGCACCACCCACUGGAGAUGGAUGCCAGAUUGCUGGGGUGGCCAUGAAACCAGGGACUGUCAUCACUGUUACUCUACCACCAUCAGCUAAACGAAGACGCAGACGUAGGGACUUGACAUUUAAUGGACAAACAUACUCCCCAGGGGAUACCUUCAACUUCACUAUUAAUGGCUUUGAAUCUUUCCAGUUCUCAAGUGGGGAUGAUUUGACAGGAGUGUUAAUUGUCAGCUCUGAACCUAUUGCUCUUUUCAGUGGCAAUAUGCAGACUCAGGUUGGCAUAGGUACCUCAACUGACCACGUAACAACACAGGUACCAUCACUAAGCACAUGGGGGAAACAGUUCAUAAUUGUACCCAUACCAGGGAGAACCAUGCACAAAAGAGGAGAUAUCAUCAGAAUUAUUGCCAGUGAAGAUGUAACAUCAGUUAAUGUAACUAAUAAUGAUGUAGGGACUUUGACCAACACCAUUUCACGUGCUGGAAAUUUCCUGGAACUCACUAUAGGAAAUGGAACUGACAACUUGUGCAGUUACAUUGAAGCAAACAAAGCAGUCAUGGUGGUGCAGAUAUCAAAGAGUCAGUUUGAUGCAAAUGAACCUGGAGAUGUCUCAAUGAUUCUCAUCCCUCCCAUAAAGAAAUAUCUACCUCAGUAUGACUUUACUGCUCUCAAUGAUGCCAGUAAUGGCAACUACACCAGCUAUGUCAUGGUGGCGGUAGCAGAGAAUCAGAAACAGAAUCUGUUAAUUGAUGGCAAGACUUUGAAUCCUGGUAUUACAUGGUGCCCUACCAUCCAGGGGACAGGAUACACUGGGGCCUCCUUUAUGGUGACCAAUGAGCAACAUUCCAUGGUGACCAAAGAUCCCACCAAGCCAUUUGGUUUGCUUAUCUAUGGAUACAGCAGUGGAGAAAGCUAUGGGACUACGGCUGGCAUGAGACUGGCACCAAUUAAUGAACCAUGUAAUAGAACCAGCCAGUCUGUGGAUGAUGGUCUGGAUAAUGACUGUGAUGGCAGGAUUGAUGAAGAACUAUGUGGAAAUGGAAUUGAUGAUGAUGGUGAUGGAGUGCAGGAUGAAGAUUGUGUCUCACUGCCAAAUGUUGAUGGUAACUGGGCAGCUUGGCAGACGUGGAGUUCCUGCUCUCAGACAUGUGACAAUGGAACUCGUACACGUACCCGCACAUGCAGUGACCCUGCGCCACUGAAUAAUGGAGCCACGUGCAGUGGAUCAGCCAGCGAGGAGGAGACAUGCCUGGAAACUUAUUGUCCAAUUGCUGGUGGUUUCACUGAUUGGUCAAUUUGGAGUGUAUGCUCUGUAACAUGUGGCACUGGCCAGCAGCAGCGCACCAGGACCUGCACAAAUCCUGCUCCUCAGUACGGAGGGGCCAACUGCACUGGGAAUUUAGUGGAAACUAGGAAUUGUGGUGAUACUGUGUGUGUUGUUGAUGGAAAUUGGGGUCCUUGGCUUGCAUGGUCAGCUUGUUCAAAGAGCUGUGAAUCAGGAACCAGAACAAGGAGCAGAGUGUGUAAUAACCCAGCCCCAGCCAAUGGUGGAGCCACCUGCCCUGGGGAUAGUUCUGAAAUGGAGAACUGCAAUACACAGCAGUGCAUCAGAACCCUAGGAAGCACCUGUACCACAGCAGCUGAGUGUCAGCAGAGUAUUGCCAGCAGCACCUGUUCCUCUGGCCAGUGUGCGUGUCUGGCUGGAUUCAUGCAGACCAGCUCAAACACCUGCAUUAGGCGCAAGGUAGAUGGGACAAGUCCAUGCCAGAUGGAUGAAGACUGUUACCAAGCUGUGGAAAACAGUGAAUGCAGGGCUGUUAACAACACUGGGAUCUGCUUCUGUGGCAAGAAAUACUACACUGUUGACAAGUUUGAUGUUUGUAUCCAGAGGCUGAUAGACGGAGAGUGCUCCACAAGCCAGGAUUGCUCUACUGCCAUACCCAACAGCUAUUGUGACAGUGGGAAAUGCAAGUGUUUGGGCAGCUUCUACUCUUCAGCUAACAACCAGGGCUGUGUUGAGGGUCUGAAGCAAUGGCAGAUUGCUGCUCUGGUGAUUGGGUUGGUGUGCCUGUUCCUACUGUUCCUCAUAUUCUGUACUUGGUGCUGCUGCUGUCGCCGUAAAGAACCACGAGGAAAGAAACUGACAAAUUCCAAUUCUGAUGUAUCUGUGGGUCCUCCAUUACCACGUCAGGUCUCCUUCCCAAAUAUGCCACUUCCCAUGGCUUACAGCAGCCUGCCUCCUGACCCUGCCUACAGACCAGCCAAGCCAGACUAUUACAUAGCAGUACCUGCUGACGGCCCACUGGCUGAUAAAGAAAAGGAAGCCUCCAAUAUUCCUAGUUCUCGUAACAGCAGGCAUAGCUCUCCAAGGAGAUAGAAGGUCCAUAUAGAGUUAAUGGAGACUUUUAAGAUAUUUUGGAUAUUUUAUGAGAUUUUUACUUUUGUGAGUGACAUGUAUAAACUUUAUGUCAUUUUAAGGCCUACAUUAUUUUUUUUAGAUAUACGUAAGCUUAAUAUAUGGUAAAUGCAUAAUGUCAUUUGUAUGCAAUUGCAUAUUUGUUUAUAAUUACUUAAAUGGAAACAUUUACAUGUUAUGAACUUUUUAACACUUAAGUUAUGUGAGAGUAGAGAAAAAGACACUAACAAAUUUUGAACAAGACAGCUAGCAUUUUUUCUUUAAUUGCAAUUCAUCAAGAGAAUGUAAUGAUCACAUGAAAAUACUUACAACACCUGAAUGCCAGAUCAGAAGUUAAAGUUCUGUUUUCCCUUUCAGUGUAGGAAAUUGAUUGAAAAAAACUUAUUUUGGACUGGAAAACAAUAUAUUUUUCCUAUUAUUUUGUAAAGUUUAAAUUGUUUUUGAGAAAAUGCUCAAAGUCUGUGAUGUUUGGUAUUUGAUCAUAAGGUAGCUGUAUUGUAGGACUGCAUUGUAUAUCACUGCAUGGUAGGACUGGACUUUAAGUUUGCAAUCUAGAUGCGAGAAAGAAGUAGAAAGAAAUAUAAUUCACUAAUGUUUUUUCAUACUUUAAUUUUAUAUUCUUAAUAUUGCAAUAUAUUAGAAGUUAUUAACAUAUUUUUAUAUGUAUAAAUGGCAAUAAUGUACUGAUAUCCAGUGAUGUGAAUAAAGAUUAAUAAAUGAAGUUG